Molecule: messenger RNA, 1053 nt
Organism: Xylaria bambusicola
Lineage: Eukaryota; Fungi; Ascomycota; Sordariomycetes; Xylariales; Xylariaceae
Exons: 2
Coding region: 1-1053 (350 amino acids)
Biological process (GO): regulation of DNA-templated transcription
Molecular function (GO): DNA-binding transcription factor activity, RNA polymerase II-specific; zinc ion binding
Source: RefSeq, a predicted model, not a curated record
AUGUUAGAUCAUAGAAACCUUGGCGGCGAGGAAGAGGGCGUGGAAACGGGCGUUCCCGCAGCCCAAGAUCAUGCUCAGAAGAAAUACAAGUGUCCUCAGUGUCCUAGUAGCUUCAAGCGACCCGAAAACUUGAAGAGACAUCAGCGUGGCCAUGAUGAAACCAGGAGAUUCAUGUGCCAAGUGUGCGACAAGAGUUUUGCACGGAGUGACAUUUUAGGUCGACAUGUAUCGACUCAUAUGCCGCUCGAGCGAUCAAACGAUAACCCACACAGAAGACGAGCGUGUCAUGAAUGCGCGAGGGCCCGAGAACGAUGCUCGCGAGGAGAGCCUUGUCGACGGUGUACGGUAAAAUCCUUAUCAUGUCUCUAUCCAGAAGAGCAUCAAUUCAAGACCAUGACGCCGAGUAGCUCUAGCCCUUCGACCUCCGAAUCAGGUCAUUACCACGGAACCACUGGAGUUGGAUGGUUUCGUCCCCAGUCGCCGCCACCGGGCUCUCUCUAUACACCAGGGUAUACCCUGUUGCAAGAUGUGGAAUCCCCGGAAUGGCCAAUCGACAGCUCCCCAGGUCCAUCUAGAGGACCAUCUGCAUUUUCGGCCUCGCCCUAUAAGGAGGCCCAUCCCUACCAGUCAGACCUGCCAUCACCUUUGACAUACGAUGCUCUUUCACUUGGAGACGAGAGAACGGCUCCAUGGCCUACAGGAAACUUCGGCAUAAGUGACAUGAGGUUUGUAACGGGCAGCCCUCAGCCAGAAGCAGUGGGAAUCUAUGGUCAAACAACCAAUAUGUCUUUAGAUCUGACUUCGAUUUCAAGCCCAAUGGGCUUUCACCAACCUGCCCUCUCUCCCGAGCCGCUGGACUAUUUUCAUAACCAACCCCUUGACGGGGGACACUUCAACGCCGAUUUUUAUCCACAAGAUGUACAUGAUACAAGUCAAGCAGCAAGCUUGAACUACUGGACUUGUUUAAAAAGUCACGAGCAUCAUCAUGUCGAUUUUCAAGCACCUGAAAUCGAUUACGACCAUCGAGAAAUCUAUUUCCAAUUUGGUACCUGA